AUGUGCCCCUCCCUGCAACCCGAUUCAACAAAUGGCACGCUGCCCCUGCUGCACGACGCAUUUCUGCAGUUCUGCGCCCUGCACGCGAUUCAAGGCAUGGUGGACAUCCACAGCAAAAGGUGCGGCGAGCCAGACUGCAGCAAGUGGCCGUCGUACGGCUUGAUAGGCAGCAAGAAGGCGCUGUUCUGCGCCCCGCACGCCAGGGAAGGGAUGGUUCCGGUCAACGGCAAGAGGUGCGGCUACCCGGGCUGCGCCAAGCAGCCAUCCUUCGGCGUGGUUGGCAGCAAGAAGCGGGAGUUUUGUGCUCUGCACGCUACGGGCGACAUGGUCGACGUCCACACGAGGAGGUGCGGCCGCCCGGGGUGCUCCAAGCAUCCCUCCUUCGGAGUGGCCGGGGGCAAGAAGGCGGACUUCUGUUCCCUGCACGCUAUCGAUGGCAUGAUCAAUGUCAUCAGCAAGAGCUGCGCCUUCGCCGGCUGCUACAAGCAGGCGUCCUACGGCAUCGACGGCAGCAAGAAGCGGGAGUUCUGCGCGCGACAUGCUGCAGACGGCAUGGUCAACGUCAUCAGCAAGCGGUGCGCUCACCCCGGAUGCACCAAGUGGCCGUCCUACGGCGUGACUGGCGGCAUAAAGCGAGAGUUUUGUGCCCCGCAUGCUGAGCAGAGAGCACCCGGUACUUUCUUCGGCCAGCAGAAGCAGCAAAAGCAGCAGAAGCAGCAGAAACAAAAGAAACAGCAGCAGCAGCAGCAGCAGCAGCAGCAGCAGGCGCAACAGCAGCAGCUACUGCAGGAUCAGCAUUUCGGUCCUCGCGGCGGUACUCUCAGCAGCUAUGCCUACAAUCCAGCACCUCAGGUAGGGGUGGCAAGCGCUGGUAUCAACUACGCCUACAAUGCAGCACCACAAGCAGCGGCCAACACGGGCAACAACUACGACUACAAUGCGAUACAGCAGCCGGGAGUGGGUGGUGGCAGCACCACCACCAACAAUAACAACACCUACGCAUACAAUGCAGCUUUGCAGCAGGGAACGGGAGGUAUCAGCUGCACCACCACCAGCUAUGCCUAUAACCCCCUCUCACAGCACGGGGCCCUACAGCAUGGAGGCGUCGCACAGCAGGAGGUGGGAGGCGGAGGUGGCAGCAUGAAGCGAGAGCUACAGCGCGUCGGACCCAUUGGUCUGGAACAGGAGCUUCUCCACCCCUGGCCCCCUGUCACGGGACAACACCAGGCCAUCGGCGCCGGGGGGAUCACGGGAGGGGGGGUAGGAGCGCCAGGGAUAGGAGGGGUAGCAGACUUGCACGGCUCGCGCGAGGAUACGGAAGUAGUGCACUCCCUGACCGGGCUCCGGAAGAAAAGGAGGGGCUUGAACGGCGUCGCUAUCCCUGUCGGUAGUGGUUUGGCUGGCUUGCCCACUCCCCCCACCACUCCCUCGGGGAGCUCCACCGGCUACAUGUAGCUGCCUGCGCCCUGUGAAGGUGUGAAAGAGGAUGAAAACUUGAAUCACGCAGGAGUGUCGUGUAUCUCUGGAGCACCCAGGUGUUGUGUGUGCGUGUGUGCGUCUGUCUUCGUUGUGUCGCGAUGACACUCUCUCCUCUCUCUCUGACCAUCGCCGUAGGUAACGUUGCGAGUGCCACGUAGUUUGGUGAGAUUUCGAAGUCGGGAUAAGGAGAGAGGGGGUUGGAAAACCCUUCGCAUCGUCUCUCACAACGCGAGGCGAUUCCUCACUCCCGCAACGAUUGGAAUGUUCUUGAACAUAUUCGCGGUACUCCAUCGAGUCGUCUCCGAUGGGAGGCUUGCCGUUCAGCCCCCACCUACCACCCGUGGCACGGAAUAUUGUUGGGUUUACAUCGUUCACAGAGAAUGAGGUUGCGUUUGUUUUUUGGUGCGUUGUUCGACAAAGAAUCUUGCCGGAAACUUAAACACUUGGAACUGUAUUUUGCCCGGAACACUCACCCGCGUCAGGGUGAAAGCACAUGAGGUUUUCACCGACGUAUCACGUUUACGUCGAAACUGUAUGUUCGCAUUACGGCCAGAGUGAUCGCUGCUUUCGAGUAUUCUACCUUUUUGUUUUUCUCCCGUACAUGUCAUGAAUGGUUUCAAUGUGCUGUCGUGGUAGCUUGCGUGUUGGGUCAGUCUUCGUGCUUCGUCUUGAUGGCUGGGCCGGGUGAUGGGCAUGACGGCAGAAGAGUGGUUCUGCCUUGCUUGUGAGACACGUUUGAAAGAACACGUUAGAAUUUUUUUGGUCUUCACCGAAUUGCGCAGCCGAAAACAGCAUGGGCACCGGGGCGGCGGUGUACAGAACUUGGGCUUCCCGGCGCAGCGUUCAAGGUUACGGGGUAUGUUUUGGCUGUGGGAGUUGAAUGGUUGUAGAUACCUCGAAGCGGUGGUGACAUGGAUACAGCAGUAGAGGCGAAAGCGGAAAUAACAGCACGGC
Ectocarpus sp. CCAP 1310/34 is the source of this 2433-nucleotide messenger RNA. The record is from the annotation of a GenBank genome assembly. NCBI's taxonomy places the organism in Eukaryota, Phaeophyceae, Ectocarpales, Ectocarpaceae.